GAUUGGGGAUUUCUCACUAGAUUCACAUUUCUUGCGGAACAUGGUUGGAUCCGCUACCAGUUAAUCUACCCCCAGGAAUACUGUUGCGAGAAUUUACUGUUUUAUUACGAUGAACCCCAUCAAUGGCCGGCUGCUUACAAGACUAAUUUGAAUUGCUCUCAAAAGGAAGCCCUUCUUGAUAAGAAUUCAGGUCAAAUUGUACCUUUAAAUCCUUUAUUUUUGGGCUCUGGGUGUAUACGUGAUACAAUCAAUGGCGUUAAAGUCUUCAAAUGUACAUAUGGUGGUACAUUGCUAUCAGUAAUUAACCCAUUGUAUAUGGAAUAUAAUAUCAACAUGACCAACGGAUAUCUAGAUUGGAACAAAGAAUUCUCAGCUGAUGAAUUUGGAAUUCUUGAAACAGAUGUCGCCUUCUUCAUAUGCUUUUUAGUCUUGACUUUCUAUUUUUGCUAUUUCAAAACUAUAGUUAUUUUAAAAAAUCGCCAGCUAUUCCAUUCUACUUAUAAAUACUUCAUGGCUGCCUUAUUUUUACAGACCUUUGGAGUUAUGUUUUCGGUGAUUCAUUAUGGUGUAUACGCACAAAAUGGCAUAGGAGUAGAAUUUCUUAGACUAUUUGGUCGGCUCCUAUUAGCUGCAAGUGAUUUAGUAUUCUUACUCAUGGUUAUUCUCUUGGCUAAAGGUUAUACAGUCGUCAGAGGUAGAAUAAGCCCAGGUGGAUUGGUUAAAAUCGCUGUCUUGAUGACAUUAUAUGUUAUUGCCUAUAUUGCAUUAUAUAUCUAUGAAGCAAGAUUUUUUGAUCCUGGUGAAGUAUUGUAUUUAUACGAAAGUCCAGCUGGUAUUGGAUUAAUUGCUUUGCGCAUAAUUGCUUGGUUUUGGUUUCUUUACGCCAAUUUUAUUACACUUAAAGAUUACGCAGAUAAACGUGUUUUCUAUUCUUGGUUUAUCGUCUUAUAUACUAUAUGGUUUCUAGUGAUACCCGUCUUAGUAUUAUGCGCUCAUUUUUGGAUUUCUAAAUGGGCAAGGGCUAGAGUGGUUAAUGGAAUCGAGUUUGCCAUUACAUUUUAUGCUUAUGGCUUAUUCUUGAUUUUGACUUGGCCAACUCGUGCUAACUCCACAUUUCCAUUCCAUAUCAGGACAACUCAGGUGAAUAAACUUUAA
Trichoplax adhaerens is the source of this 1155-nucleotide messenger RNA. RefSeq lists its product as uncharacterized. Gene Ontology annotation, biological process: response to pheromone; G protein-coupled receptor signaling pathway. Lineage: Eukaryota; Metazoa; Placozoa; Uniplacotomia; Trichoplacea; Trichoplacidae. The record is from RefSeq and is a predicted model, not a curated record. The annotation marks the transcript as partial. The transcript has 15 exons.